Triticum aestivum (bread wheat) is the source of this 1756-nucleotide messenger RNA. RefSeq lists its product as uncharacterized. The coding region runs from base 55 to 1170 and encodes 371 amino acids. The transcript has 2 exons. The record is from RefSeq and is a predicted model, not a curated record. Lineage: Eukaryota; Viridiplantae; Streptophyta; Magnoliopsida; Poales; Poaceae.
GCACACGAACCUCCUCCGAUCCAGCCUAAAAAAAAACCCUCCUCCGAUCCAGCAAUGGCUGCUGCUGCGAUGGCGGCGGCGGAGUGGUUCAUCCUGUACGCCAUCCCGAAGGUGGCAGCGCAGGAGGAUGAUAGCAUCUUCGAGCAGCCCACCAACAUGUCCUUCACCUUCAGAAAAGCUCCGUGCCCCUCCUACGUAACUGUCGCGAGUAACGUCGUCAGUCCCGACGGCAUCAUCCACUACCCCUACAUCGCCGCGGACGACGGCCGCGGCAUCUUUCUCCUCUGCGGUUACACCGUGCUCGGGCUCACCUACUACCUCUUCGAUCCCUGGCGCCGCAGGACGCUGGGCGUCAUCCCUCGCGUGGGCGGCCUCAGGCUCCGCGACGUCGCCGGCCUCAUCCGCAGCGGCGGCGGCGACCGCCUCAUGGUCGCCGAGCUCAACACGUGGCUCCUCGACGACCGUGGCUCCGUCACGAUCCACUGCACGGUCGACAUGUACGGCUGGGACGAGAAGAAGUGCAAGUGCUCCGGCAUCACGGCCAAGAGACCGUGGAACGGAGACGGCGUCCUGUCCCACCAAGGCUUCCUCUGGUGGUUUGAUCUCUCCUACUGCAUCCUCGCCUGCGACCCCUUCGCCCCGGUGCCGGAGUUUUACCAGAUCAUGUUCCCGUCCGUCCCUGACGCUCUGCCCUUCGGCUGGAACCGCGACAUACACCGCUGCUUAAAGGUGAGCGACGGCCAGCUGCGCUACGUUCAGAUCCAUGGUGCAUCUGAGAAGCCGGUGGUCAGCAUCUGGACGCUGUCAUCCAGUGAUCCGUCAAAGGCGACAUGGGGAAGCCCGACCAGCCUCCCCUUGGAUGUGGUUUGGGAGGACAGCAGCUACAGUGAUGAUGCCCGGUUGCGUCCGGGGGUCGUCCCUGCUUUGCCGCUGGUCCACCCCAUGAACGCCAACGAGGUCUACUUCUUCUUGGACACAUGCAUCUUCGCCAUCGACCUCACAAAGAAAAAGGUCGUCUGCUGCGAGGAGUUCGGCAUUGGGUGGCUGCCGCCCAAAAUCCGCACCUCCCGCCUGGUCCAUGCUUGGCAGUGGCCGCGGCCGCGGCCGGUGAAGGUCACCAAGAUGAGUCCUCAGUCUGCCAAAAGAAAGAAAAAGCACGGCGCCACAUGAGCAAAGUCUAAAAGUACAAUAAGCAUCAGCUGGGAGCACAGCAAAACAAACCCAUAAAGAGGAAUCACAAGCUAACUAAUCCUGCUCUGGUGGAGGACGGGGGCCGGUGGCGCCAAGGACCCGGCAGUGGUACGAAGAGUAGAAGUGAUCCUGUCGAUGAAGUCCCGAUCAUGCCGCUUGCUCAGCGGUCUCCAGAGCCACCACCACCCACAUCCAUAUAUAUCCGAAGCUUCAUCAGAUCUGGUUGAACAUGAUGGAAAGCUUGACGACCUCUCCAUCAGUUUGGUCACUCACUCAGGGAUGGCACAAGUCCAAACACCUUCAUGUCAAACAUAUCAUAUCCGAAGCAACAUUUUAUGUAAUUCUCCAUUUGCAUUAAUCACACUUGAGCAUCACUAUCACUAUCUUGUCCUUCGCUUGUCGAUGUAACACGACGCAGUUACUCCCUCCAUUCCAAAAUACAUGACUCAACUUUGUACUAACUUUACAAAGUUGAGUCAUCUAUUUUGAAACGGAGGGAGUACCUCUGUAAAAUUAUCAGGAGGGGGACAUGAGAAUUCAAGUAAAAUCAUCAGGUGGGGAACAU